AUGAAAGCCAGGGACCCGUCGCUGAAGAGCCAAAUUGAAAAGGAGUCCAUCGCGCUGUUUAAGAAAAAUUUGCUCAAGGAAAGCUACAGCUGGUUCAAAGACACGGACUACUUCGAAAAGCUGAAGAGUGAGAACAAGUACAGCAAUGCUGAGAACGAGCACGAGACCAAAAAUGUGGUAACGGGUCGUGUGCAGCUUGGGUGGGGGGGGACAUUCUUCCUGCUCUGUUGUGUCGUCGUCAUAUGUGACAACUCAGGAUGGCAAUCAUGCAACCAUUACAAUAAUAGCAUUUUUUACUCCCCAGAAGCAUUGACGGUAGUAUACUCGAUUCUCUUCAUAGUGUAUGCCUUUCCUUUGUUUAUCUUGCACCAAUGUUUGGGGUUGCUGUCUCAAGGGAACUAUGUCAAGUCGUGUAGAAUGCUGUCAUCUCACAUGGGAGUCCUAUCCAUCUUUUCACUCUUCGGAACAGUAACCUUCUGUGCGAAAGAAAUAUGCAAUUUUUCAGUGGAGCUUUUACAAAAUGUAUUAAGAAUUGUCAACAUGAAAAAUGGAGAAAAAAAAUAUGCAAUGACAAAAGUUUUUAUCGAUUUAACCAAAAGACAUAUCACAGAUUGUUCUCAAAUGCCAGGCACAGUUUACUGGGAAGCUAUCAAUCAAUGUAUUUCCUUCAAUAAAAAUGUGGUGGUUAAUUUUUAUGAAAAUUUAUGGUUUAUUGGAAAUAAGGAGAAUUACAUAUACAUCAUUUUAAUAGCUACAAAAAAAUUAUAUGAAGAAGUUGUCCAAAUAUUUGAAGAAAUUGGCAUUGUCAAAUUGACCAUCUUUUUAUAUGGUACCAUAGCUAGGAGCUCUUCCAUUUUUAUCCUCAGUACCUUUGCUUCUUAUUUUCACACGAACACAAAUAUUUUGAGAAUUACCAUGUAUACUUUCGCUUUCUACAUUCUUAACAUGUAUUUUUAUCUUAAGAAUGAGGCCCAUGAGUACUACCUCUACAACAACAAUGACUUAUUCACUGUUAAGGAGUUUAACUUUAUGAAGUGCAACACUUAUGUUAAUUUACUGCAGGGGGUGGCACCUGACCAGGGGAGGCAGGGAGGAAGAGGCGCAGGGUUGUUGGGCCCAUUCAACAUCCUGAUGGAAAAGGGCAAACGGGGGGAAGAUGUUCACCAAGAGAGGCACAACCAAGAAUGCUCCCUCUACCUGUCCAGGAAAAGCAGCUUGCUUCCAGAAAAGGGAGACUACUUCCAAGAGCAUUCCGCACUUUCGAAUUUGCAAAAAGGGGGAGAAGCCCAAGAAGAAUUGCCCCCCUACAAAUGCUUCGACGGGGAACCAGGUGAUUUCAACUUCGGGGGAAGCUCCUUCGAAGACGGCAUCAUCGGGGUGGCAGAUCUGGCGAGAGAAGACUUCCAACGGAAGAUGCCAAAUCGGCGGCGAAGGCAAAGUAGUACCAGUGCACACAGAAACGGGAGUAGCAACAAGUACGCAGAUAGUGAUCCCCCUUCGUGGGGUGCUAGGCGGGAUUUAUUUUCUGACUCGAGUGGUCCAAGUGCGGGUUCCAGCGAGGCGAUAGAGGGAGGGGGUGCCCGGUGGAGCGGGGAGGGCAACUCGGGGAAUGGCGGCUCAAUGAAGGGCAACUCAAUGAAAGGCGGCUCAAUGAAAGGCGGCUCAAUGAAAGGCGGCUCAAUGAAAGGCGGCUCAAUGAAGGGCGGCUCAAUGAAGGGCAACUCAAUGAAGGGCAACUCAAUGAAGGACAGCUCGGCGAAAGGUAGCACUGGUACAGGCGGCCCCAAGCGGAAGAGUGACCACCACACGGGAAUCGCAGCACGAGUUGAAAGAAUGAAAAAUAUGGUGAUUAACAAAUAUGGCACCUUCCUGCUCUUCACAGUCAUAUAUAUCUUUACCAUUUUGCAUGUGAUAGACUUCCGAAGGAACAACGAUAUCGUUAGUGAAAUAAUUUUGAAUUCCUUCUACAGGGGAUUCUUAAUUUUUAUUUGUGCUGUCCAAGUGAUCUAUGCGUCUUGGGUAUUUGGGAUGAAAUUGCAGAUGGCCCAGUGCGGAGUUUUUUCAUGCCUUUUAAAUUUUUUCUCCUGGGUUGUUGUGCUGCCCGUGUUGUUUAUAGUUUACUUGGGGGAGGGCAGUUGGUUGCAGAUGCUCAUCAUCGGGCUCUCGCUCAACGUGGCUGCGGUGGCUACAUCCUUCGUGGAGGUUACUCUCAAGCUGCGCCGGGGCGCCUCCAGCACCAAGGGGGGGUUAGCGGUGAAGUUAGCGGCGAACACAGCGAUGAACUCAGCGGCGAACUCAGCGGCGAAGUUAGCGGCCAACUCAGCGGUGGAAGAGCAAAACGGAGCAGCGCACCACACGGAAAACUACCAGCAUUAUAGCUACCCAGCCGUUUUUAAAAAAUGCCUCUACUGGUUGUACAUAGGAAACUUGGAAGUGCUAAGAAGGAACAUGAAUAUAGCCAUGUCAGGGAAUGAUGAAAAAUACAUCCCCCUCUUCUGGAGCUUCUUCCUCAAGUAUAUUAAUUCCUCCAUGCUGAUCGUGGUGGUUAUAUACAAUACACGUGAGUAUUUCUUUAAUAUGCUUCCCAUGUUUGGGGGGUCCUUUAGCUUUCAAAUUGAGUUAGGUUCCAUCGUGUUGAUUUUCCUGGGUUCCUUCGCCGUUUUGGCGAACAACCUCCGCAAAGACCACUACCGACCACAAGGCAUCAUCAUACCCUCCGUCCCGAUGUUCUGUCAGGACAAGCGCAGGUACAUCUUUGCGAGUUGA
This is a messenger RNA of Plasmodium cynomolgi strain B, 2766 nucleotides long. RefSeq lists its product as hypothetical. NCBI's taxonomy places the organism in Eukaryota, Apicomplexa, Aconoidasida, Haemosporida, Plasmodiidae. The record is from RefSeq and is a predicted model, not a curated record. The transcript is spliced from 5 exons. Bases 1 to 2766 code for a protein of 921 amino acids.